AUGAUGAAGUCAAUAUUCAUAUUUAUACUAUUUAAAUUUAUAAUUUCCUCUGAAAUAGCUGGUUCCUCAUCCCCACUCCUAAAACAUAAAGAUGAAAGUUUAGAACACAAAACUAAUUCGUCUGAUAGUUUUUAUGAUUUGAAUGAUAUUAACACUCAUUUAAGUGACACGGAUGAUUUGGAAGAUGAUGUUUUAAUAUUAUCUAAGUCUACUUUUAUUCACAAAGAAGAAGAUUCCAUUUUAACAAGAAGCAUCGAGCCUCUUAGUACAACAGAAGAACGCAAAUCACUAAAAAGCGCAUCAGAAGAUAGCAAGAAGGCAGAUAAAGAAGUUCCACUAACCAGCGGCAAAGUAGAUUUAAGUAAAAAAGUAAUAAAGCCAGUACGUGUACCGAUAGAUAAGAUAGGUACCACCGAGUCUAAGAGAAGUAAAAAGGAAGAUAAAAAACUCAGUGAGUUGAUAGACACCGAACUCUUGAGUAAAACUAACCUGAAGGGAAACACAUUGCCACUAAAACUAUCAAACCAUUUGAUAACAAAACUAACAGAAAAUCUAGGAUACUUUGCGAAGCAUCCAAACAAUUUGGUAGAUCAGCUGGAGAAAUUGUCUAAUCAAAAGUUGCCGAAAGAGUACAAAGGAAAGUUAUUGUCGGAGUUAGCAAGGUACAGCAACGAAUUGGAACUAAUAUCGAGUGAAGCAAGCAGUGUAGAACUGACAGAUAAAGAAACAAUAAGUCAAGUAGCGGAAGCGAAGGAGGAGCUGGAAAGCAGAUUCGCAGAAAUAUUAGUGCCAAUACUGGUGCCACUGUUGAAGCCACUGCUGGAAAACAUCAUAAUCAGAGUAACGAGUAAAGAUUUCUACAUAGAUAUAAGGGACUUCUUUCAAAACCUGUUCAAAAUCAAAAGUGACCCUGGCUGGACGUUCUGGAAAGGAUUUAAAAGAAUAUUCUUCGGAAAAACAGACGAGGAGCUGGAAGAAUACAGAAAGAAGGAAUUAGAUAAGCUGUUCGUAACAUUGAAGGAAAAGUUAGAAGGAGGACUGGUGAGAGACAUAGUAGAAGGAGUACUGGGAGAAAAGGAACAAACAGAAGAGGGAACAGAUAAAGAUAAAACAUCAAAUAAAGUAAGAGACCCAGAAAAGUCACCAAAAGGUGACGGAAAGACUAAGGAAGUUUCAGGAAGAGAUAAAGAAAAAACGCCGUUCCAACCACCAGAAAUAAAAGGAAGCACCAACGAAGCAAUUAAAAACCGUAAAAAGUUAACAGAAAAGGAAAAGUUAGAUAGAGAAGCAGAAUUGGAAGGAAUAGACCUAGAAGGAUUGUCACCACUGCCAGAGCCAUUGACGCCAGAAGAAAAGGAAGCAACAGAAAGAGCAGAAAAGUUGCUCAAAGAAGGAAGAGUGAAGGAGUACAGAGAGCUGGUAAAGAGAUUGAACGACUACUACGAGGAAAAAAUAAGGAGAAAGGAAGGAAGUUUGGCAAACAAGGGGCCGAAGGAGGGAGAGGACAAGUACUACCCGGAGAUAUUCAAGCACCUGAAAAAGGAAAAGUCGGCCUUUAGGGAGGCGAGUAUGCUGUUGGCGCUGGGACUGGGAGUGUUCUACGCAUAUGUGCCGAGAGUCGGAGACCACGUGAUAGGCAUAAUAACGAAUAAGAACAACGACUACUACACAGUAAACAUAAACGACCUGUACGAAGGAUUCCUACUGUGUAUCGAUGGGUUUAGAGGAGCAACAAAGAAAAUAAAGCCACAAUUGGCACAAGGAGAUGUCGUAUUCUGCCAAAUACUGUCCAUAUAUAACUACAAUCUCAUCGAGUUAACAUGUAAAAACGUGGAUGAAAUAAAGUCAUUCUCAACAAAUGAAACGUACUUUGGACACCUGACAAAAGGAAUGACGAUUAAAAUACCACUAACACACUCAAAAAUACUGUGUAACGAUGUGGAUAAUUAUACACUCUCACUAUUGAAAGAUUACAAGUUUCAAAUAGCAGUAGGGUUCAACGGAAAGUUAUGGGUCAAUUGUGGAAAUAAUGACUUGACACUGAAAAUAUGCCGCUUCAUAAAGUUGUCUUACGGAUUGAGUCAAGUUCAAAUUAAUCAGCUGUAUCAUAUAAUUUUUGCAUAA
This is a messenger RNA of Theileria orientalis strain Shintoku, 2124 nucleotides long. RefSeq lists its product as uncharacterized. The transcript is spliced from 7 exons. Lineage: Eukaryota; Apicomplexa; Aconoidasida; Piroplasmida; Theileriidae. Gene Ontology annotation, biological process: U4 snRNA 3'-end processing; exonucleolytic trimming to generate mature 3'-end of 5.8S rRNA from tricistronic rRNA transcript (SSU-rRNA, 5.8S rRNA, LSU-rRNA); poly(A)-dependent snoRNA 3'-end processing. Gene Ontology annotation, molecular function: RNA binding. Gene Ontology annotation, cellular component: nuclear exosome (RNase complex); cytoplasmic exosome (RNase complex). The record is from RefSeq and is a predicted model, not a curated record. The coding region runs from base 1 to 2124 and encodes 707 amino acids.